Molecule: messenger RNA, 2872 nt
Organism: Scaptodrosophila lebanonensis
Lineage: Eukaryota; Metazoa; Arthropoda; Insecta; Diptera; Drosophilidae
Product: glycosyltransferase 25 family member
Exons: 7
Coding region: 466-2388 (640 amino acids)
Molecular function (GO): procollagen galactosyltransferase activity
Source: RefSeq, a predicted model, not a curated record
ACUUUGUUUUGCUGCUCAAUUUCUUGUUCAAAGUACCGAUAGCGAUAAAUUGGUAUCACUGUCCAGGGCUGCAAGCUGUGACCCUAAAACAGCUGAUAAGGCACUCUUCCCAGUUUCGUUUGCCGGCAAUGGCAAUUGUUUUUAGGGUGAAGAUUUCUUAUCAAAGGCCGAUUAGUAAAUUCUUUAAUAUACAUAUGUUGGUGCAAUACUUAUGUAUAUAGGGACUUCAAACCCAAAGUUCAAAUACUUCCCGCCAAAUACUCUACGAAUAAUCGACAACGCCGAUCAUUGCGCCGCUCUCAAAGUUUAUAAAUAGAUCAGACAUUCUCCAGCAUCGCCAGCAGCAGCAGCCGCUUCCGCCGCAGAUAGGAAUAUCGGUGCGUAGACUUAUGCGUGAGGCGCCUUCGAGAGACGAAAUGAAAUGUAAUUAGUAAUAAUCGGCGGUAGUUGUGACAUGACGUGGACAUGCGCGUAAUUGUGGUUUUGCUUUUAAUUUGUGCACUGAGCACUGGCUCUCUGACAGUACAGGGCUAUGAAGACGAUCCCCGGUCGAAGCUGCCUGCGGACCUGGACUAUCAACCGCCUACAGUCCUCAUUACGGUACUGGUGCGCAAUAAGGGUCAUGUAUUGCCAUAUUUUCUAAGCUAUUUAGAGAAGUUGGACUAUCCAAAAGAACGCAUUUCCUUAUGGUUGCGCUGCGAUCAUAGCACCGAUAACAGCAUUGAGGUGCUGCAACAGUGGCUUGAGCACUCGUCUGAUCUAUACCACAGUGUGAACUAUGAUCUCGACAACGUCACCAGUUCGUACCGUAACGAAAGCUCACCCAACGAUUGGCCCGUCUCGCGGUUCAAACAUGUUAUUGAACUUAAGGAGCAAGCUAUGGCGUAUGCACAAUCUAUUUGGGCCGACUUUAUAUUCUUCUUAGACGUGGAUGUUUUACUCACAGCUCCACAGGCACUCAAAUCGCUUACCAGCUUGCGGUUGCCCAUUGUAGCACCGAUGCUGCUCUCGGAGGGUCUUUAUUCGAAUUUCUGGUGCGGCAUGACAUCGGAUUAUUAUUAUCAGCGCACUGAUGAAUAUAAAGAGAUAUAUUAUGUGAAGAAGGAGGGUGUGUUCGAAGUACCUAUGGUACACACCGCUGUAUUGGUGGACAUGAAUUAUAAAGGCGCUCGGUAUUUGACAUUCGAUCGGAAAAAAUUAAUGGAAAUGCAAAAAUAUCACAGCGAAUGGUCCCAAGCAGAGCAAAAGCACGUACGGCCAUAUAAUGGCCCAGUGGACGACAUCAUCGUAUUUGCCAUCUCAGCCAACAGUUCGGGCAUACCAUUGUUUGUUUCGAAUCAGAUUCCCUUUGGCUAUGUGCUACAGCCUCUAGAGACGAGCGACACGAUCGAUCAGGAUAUUCAGCAAAUCGUCAAUAUAAAGGCGAACAUGGUACAUGACCUUGGUGCUGUGCCGCCAGUGUUGGAUUAUUUACAGCCCUAUCUCUAUAAACCAGAGAAAACAAAGUUAACGUUGGACCAUAUUUAUAUGAUCAAUUUGGAGCGACGGCCGGAGCGAAGACAGAAAAUGGAAAAUCUCUUCGCAGAGUUGGCACUAGACGUGGAACACUUUUCAGCAGUGGAUGGCAAAGCACUCAACGCAGACAUUGUCAAAGAUAUGGGUAUCACAAUCUUGCCAGGCUAUGAGGAUCCCUAUCAUCAUCGUGCCAUGACAAUGGGCGAGAUUGGUUGCUUUUUGAGUCACUAUAAGAUCUGGCAGAAAAUUGUGGAGUUGGAACAAAAGGAAGUCCUCAUUUUAGAGGAUGACAUACGUUUUGAGCCCUACCUCAGAUCGAAUGCCGUGCGUGUUUUAGAACAGGCCAGAAGUGUGGUCGAGUACGACCUUAUCUAUUUCGGUCGGAAACGUCUGAAGGAAAACGAGGCAAGAGUUGACAGAGCAGACAACCUCGUGCAUGCCGGCUAUUCGUAUUGGACGCUUGGAUAUGUCAUCUCGCUUCAAGGCGCCCGCAAGCUUCUUGCGGCUAAGCCACUUGAAAAGCUUAUACCUGUUGAUGAAUUUCUUCCAGUCAUGUUCGAUCGUCAUCCGAAUCAAACCUGGAGCAGCGCAUUUAAGGACCGCAAUUUAAUUGCCUUCAGUGCUGCACCUCUGCUGCUUUAUCCUACACACUAUACCGGAGAGACAGGCUACAUUUCGGACACUGAGGACUCUGUAGAAGUGACUGCGGCAGCGGAAAGUGUGGUCGGUGGGGCGCGAUUAAAAAGCGAUCGCGAACAAAUAUUUGCCAACGAUGAAAACAUUUUGGAAAAAGAGCUGCAAUUGAGAGAAAGCAGCAGCAAUUCUUUGCCUAAUGUAGCUGGCAGCAUUGCCAAAAAUCAUCAAGAACUAUAAGUUCGAGUUCUGCAUGAGUGUUUCACUUGAGUGUAGCAAUUCAGUGUGAAGGUAACGGCUCACAGCAUGAAAUAUAGAACUCUCUCCGACAGAUCUAAGUAGCUUAAAUAUGACAUUGACGAUUAAUCUCACUCUUUACUUGUAAUCGAACAUUGAAUGUCUGCUUGAACAUCUGCAGUGGAAAUCAAGCGAUAUUUUAACUACAUAACCGUUUCGCACUCAUGCAGGCAGUAGUGGAAGGACAAACGAAUUUCUUUAAUGCCAAAUUUGUACACUAAGUUUACUAAACAAAGUGCCUUAACGUAUUACUUAUAAGCUCACACCAACUUACUCGAAUCAAAUCCAACGAAUGUUCAUUCAGCUAGCUUUAGUUUCUUACUAUGCAUAUCUCUGUGUAAUAUUAGUUAUGUGUUUAGCUAAAUAACUAUUAUGUAUAAAGUCGCAUAUCAAGUGUGUGUUUUCUGUAAUUGCCUUUAAAAUGCAA